CACACGUCGUAGACCACGUCGUCAGUGUUUCCAUUAAACACCAGCUUCCCCUAAAUAUGUUGUUGUCUAUUGUCUACUCUCUUCUCCCAACUUCUUGUUCCAGAUAACAAAACACUCAGACAAAGACACGCUCUAACUUCUCCUUUUUUUUAUUUCUCUCUUUUUUUUUCUUCUCCUUAAUUCAUUAUUUAAAAAAAGUUUUAUUCACCUUUUUUCUUUCUUUCUUUCUAACAUAAGUACUUCAACUUCAUUUCAAAUCAAAUCUUAGUUGUUUCCUUCUACAAUUCUUACCCUUUUCUCAUUUUCUCCUAGAUUUUCUUUUUUUUCAUUUUUCAUCUUCCUUUUUUGGAAUUCAAUUAUUUCACUUUAUCAACUCAUUUUCACCUUCUUUUCUUCCGUUCUUCUUCAAUCUCCACUUCCUCACCAUUUCUGGAUUCUGCUUAGGUUUGAUUCAACUGGCUAUUGCCAAGAUCUACACCGUCGUUUGUUUGGGGUUUGGAGUUUUGAUCUUUCUGCUUUACCAAACUGAAUUACCGGUUUGGAUCUGGUCAACCUAGAAACAGCGCCAUCACAUGGCGCUGUUCAGAAGAUUCUUCUACCGGAAGCCGCCGGAUCGGCUUUUGGAGAUCUCUGAGAGGGUUUAUGUUUUUGAUUGUUGCUUCUCCACGGAUGUCUUGGAGGAAGGUGAAUACCGAGUGUAUAUGGGGGGAGUUGUGGCUCAGCUGCAGGAUCACUUUCCGGAAGCUUCUUUCAUGGUCUUCAACUUCAGAGAAGGGGAGAGGCGAACCCAAGUUUCAGACAUACUCUCUCAGUAUGACAUGACAGUUAUGGAGUACCCUCGACAAUACGAGGGUUGUCCUCUUCUGCCUUUAGAGAUGAUCCAUCACUUUCUUCGAUCAAGUGAAAGCUGGUUGUCUUUGGAGGGGCAACAGAAUGUGCUUUUGAUGCAUUGUGAAAGGGGAGGAUGGCCUGUACUGGCAUUCAUGCUAGCAGGUCUUCUGUUAUACCGGAAACAGUACAGCGGGGAGCAAAAGACUCUUGAAAUGGUCUACAAGCAAGCUCCCAGAGAAUUGCUCCACCUUUUAACUCCAUUGAACCCGCAACCUUCUCAGUUCAGAUAUCUCCAGUAUAUUUCCAGGAGACAUCUGGGUUCUGAGUGGCCGCCGUCAGACACACCCUUGUAUUUGGAUUGUCUGAUUCUUAGAGACCUCCCAUUAUUUGAUGGUGGAAAAGGUUGCAGACCUGUUGUGCGUGUUUAUGGUCCAGACCCUUCAAAACCUGCCAAUAGAAGUUCGAAGCUUCUUUUCUCAACCUCAAACUCCGUAAAGCAUGUUCGACACUAUCAACAGGCAGAGUGUAUGCUUGUGAAAAUUGAUCUCCGCUGUCGUGUUCAAGGAGAUGUGGUUCUUGAGUGCAUAGAUUUAAAAGAAGAUUCUACUGGUGAGGAGACGAUGUUUAGAAUUAUGUUCCAUACUGCAUUUGUGCGGUCAAAUAUCUUGAUGCUGAGCCGUGAUGAAAUUGAUAUUUUGUGGGAUGCUAAGGAUCAAUAUCCCAAGGACUUCAAAGCAGAGGUGCUUUUUUUGGACGCUGAUGCUGUUAUACCUGAUCUGAACACAGUAACGGCGGCGAGUCAAGAUGCAAAUGAAACAGAAAAUACUUCACCGGAGGAAUUCUAUGAAGUGGAAGAGAUUUUCAGCAAUGUAGUUGAUGUCCAGGAAAUUAAGGCAGAGGGUGAUUCUCAUACUUUUCAUAACAAUGCAGUGAAUGAUGGAAUUCCUAAAAGGAUCUGGAGGGAGGAUUCAGAUCCUCACGCUUUUCUGGAUUGCACACCAGAUGAUGGGAUUCACAAACAGGUUGGAAAGAUGGAUUCCGGUAUUAAUGCUGUGAAAGAUAUCUCUGUUGAUGAUGUUAACUGCAAGUUAAAUGCGAACACGGAUUCAGAUCCUCAGGCAGUGAAGGACAUUGCCAUGGAUGAUGGAGAAAUAAAGUCAAAUUCCACUGCCAUAACUUAUGAUAUGAUGAUACCUUUGGAAACAAAGGAAAUCAUUGAGGAUGCUGAUCGGGGAUCAGCAAUUAUGCAGGACAAAUAUGAUGAAGAUAACGAAGCAACAGAAAAGGAAUUAGAUUACAAGGAAGGGCAGCCUAUGCCUGAUAGUUCCAAACAAAAAUCUGGUAAACUACCUCCAUCUACUGCUAAGAAACAAAUUCCAUCAAACUCAAAGCCAGGAGAUACUGUUGGAAAACUAAAGGUUAAAGAAACCACUGCUUUUCAGGCAAAACAAGCUAAACCAACUGCAGUGACGAGGUGGAUUCCUUCUAACAAGGGUUCUUACACAAAUUCAAUGCAUGUAUAUUAUCCACCGUCAAGGAUUAAUAGUGCACCAGCUGGACUGUCAAAUAUAACCACUUCAAAAGAGAAAAUGGACGAUAUCAAAGCAAGAUCCUUACCUGCUCCUUUUGGCUCUGCAGCAGCUGUUUCUACUGACAUGAAAAAUGACCUGAAAAGUCGGAAGGUGACCACUUCAAAAUCUUUCGGCCCAGUUGUAUCAGAAAUUGAUGCAAAAUGUCCAUUAUCCCCGCCAUCAGUUAAAGAGACAUCUCUUAAGUCAGCAAGUCAAGUACAAGAACAGAGCUCAGAGCAAUUGCUACAGCCUCCCGCACGGCAUCCUAUUCCUCCUCCUCCCCCUCCUCCACCUCCGCCUUUGCCACCACCCUUUACAUCAUUUAGUAGACAAGACAUUAGGGUGAAUUUACAGCCUGCAACUUCUCCCCCCCCUCCACCUCCGCCACCACCUCAACCCUCUUGGAAGUCUGUGGCUUCAUCAAUAGUUGGAGAGAAUUGUGGUUCUUUAUCACUCUCCCCACCCGCACUUCCCUUUGCAAGCAAUGGAAUAACAUCAAAAUUUUCUGAAGUACCUACUGUAGUGGCCCCAUCAAGGCCGCCUCCUCCUCCACCACCACCACCACCACCACCACCAAUCCUCCCUUCACGGCAUGAAGUUUCAACCGUUCCUCCACCACCAUCAACAGUACCUCCUGCAAAGCAUGGAGUUUCAUCAAUUCCUCAUUCUCCUCCUCCUCCCCCCUCAUUUCCUAUGUCUUCAACAAACAUGUCUCCAUUCCCGCCACCUCCAACUACAUCUCAAAAAGCUCCACCCCCACCUCCACCUCCACCUCCACCUCAUCCACCCUUUGUUAAUUCAUAUUCAAGUUCACCUACACCACCUCUACCUCCAACUCCUUUUCGUAAGGCUCCACCACCUCCGCCUCCACCUCCUUUUGCUAAUGCUCCACCACCUCCGCCUCCACCUCCUUUUGCUAAUGCUCCACCACCUCCGCCUCCACCUCCUUUUACUAAUGCUCCACCAGCAAUGCCUCCACCACCACCUCCACCACCACCUUUUACUAGGACUCCACCAGCACCACCCCCACCUCCUCCACCCCCAUUUAGUACAUCUCAGUCUGCACCCCCUCCUUUUACUAGAGCUCCACCACCCCCACCCCCACCCCCACCUCUUCCUUUGUCUGGUGGAUCCCCACCUCCACCUCCUCCAAUGUCUAGAGCCCCUCCCCCUCCCCCUCCACCAAUGUAUGGAGCCCCUCCUCCACCUCCUCCGAUGCCUAGAGCCCCUCCACCUCCACCUCCUCCGAUGCAUGGAGCACCACCACCACCACCACCACCACUUCCCGGUGGUCGAGGCCCGCCACCACCACCACCUCCUCCUGGUGGCCGAGGCCCGCCACCUCCACCCCCUCCUCCUGGUGGUCGAGGAGGCCCACCUCCACCCCCUCCUCCUGGUGGUCGAGGAGGCCCGCCUCCACCCCCUCCUCCUGGUGGUCGAGGAGGCCCGCCUCCACCCCCUCCUCCCGGUGGUCGAGGAGGCCCACCUCCUCCACCUUUUUCUGGUGGUGCACCUCCACCACCUCCGCCCUUGGGUUCUAAAGCUGCAAAUAUUGGCGCUGACCCAAAUGGAAGAGGGCGUGGAUAUGCUCGCCCUGCUGUAGUGGCACCCCGACGAUCCUCCUUAAAGCCUUUGCAUUGGAGUAAGGUUACAAGGGCAUUGCAAGGAAGUUUAUGGGAAGAAUUACAAAGACAUGGAGAGCCGCAAAUUGCACCAGAGUUUGAUGUUUCGGAGCUAGAGAAACUUUUCUCUACAAAUGUUCCAAAACCCACCGAUUCCAAAUCUGGAGGGAGGCGCAAGUCUACUGGAUCUAAACCUGACAAAGUUCAAUUGGUUGACCUAAGGAGGGCCAAUAAUACAGAAAUCAUGCUUACUAAGGUUAAGAUGCCACUCCCUGAUAUGAUGGCUGCAGUACUAGCUUUGGAUGAGUCAGUAUUAGAUGUUGAUCAGGUGGAGAAUCUCAUUAAGUUUUGUCCUACCAAAGAGGAAAUGGAACUUUUGAAGGGAUACACCGGCAACAAGGAGAAUUUGGGAAAGUGUGAACAGUUUUUUUUGGAGCUGAUGAAAGUGCCAAGGGUGGAGUCAAAGUUAAGAGUUUUCGCUUUCAAAAUUCAGUUUCAGGCUCAGGUUACCGAAUUUAGGAAGAGUUUAAACACGGUUAACUCUGCCUGUGAAGAGGUCCGAAAAUCUACCAAACUGAAGGAUAUCAUGAAGAAAAUUCUUUUUUUGGGUAAUACAUUGAAUCAGGGAACGGCAAGGGGAUCUGCAGUUGGAUUUAAGUUGGAUAGUCUUUCAAAGCUCACUGACACUCGUGCUUCUAACAAUAAGAUGACACUAAUGCAUUAUCUCUGCAAGGUGCUAGCUGAAAGGUCGCCUGGACUCCUUGAUUUUCACAAAGACCUUGUUAGUCUGGAAGGUGCAACUAAGAUACAAUUGAAAUCAUUAGCUGAAGAGAUGCAGGCAAUUACCAAGGGAUUAGAAAAGGUUAAACAAGAGCUUGCUGGAUCAGAAAAUGAUGGACCUGUGUCCGAAGUUUUCCGUAAGACAUUGAAGGGAUUCAUUACUAUAGCUGAAUCGGACGUGGCAGAUCUAACAAAAUUAUAUUCUACGGUGGGUAAAAAUGCAGAUGCACUUGCACUGUAUUUUGGUGAGGAGCCUGCUCGAUGCCCAUGUGAGCAAGUUACUGCAACUCUAUUAAAUUUUAUAAGGUUGUUCCGAAAAGCACAUGAAGAGAAUUGCAAACAAGCAGAAUUAGAGAAAAAGAAAGCUGAGAAAGAGGCUGAAAUGGAGAAAGCUAAGGGCGUUAACUUAACAAGAAAGAGUGGAAAAGAUAGUUGAUGACUCGGUUCUCUGCUCCUUUGCACCGACAACCCGCUCUUACCGAAGAGCGGGAAUCCAACCAUGCAAGGUGAAUGCUUCUGAGGCCAGUUAUGACUUACGACUUUCGAAGCUUCUCUUUCCACGACGAUGAUGUGAAAAUGAGCCUUUCAAUCUUAUCUAUUGAAGGUGGAAUAGGAAAUUCAUGCCAGAUGGGGACCUUUGAACAUACAACAAGCUUAGGGUAGGAGUUAAUAUUCUUUGAUGGCAUGCUGUUGAAUGAGAAUUGUAUGGCCAAUUGAUCCUUCUUGUCAGAAGAAUAGUUUUGAGUUUAUUCCAAAUGGGUCUUUGGAUUUCUGGAUCUUUCCCAAGCUAAGACAUGCCAUGGCGGAUACUUAUCAUGUGGAACUUAAGCGCCCUUUUUCUUGGAUCGGAUGCUUACUGUGAUUGCUCAAUUAUGCCAUCUGCAUCCUCCAGUUUUGUGGCAGAACAUGCUUUUUGUUGCUGAAGAACUGGCAUUGGCUUGUAUCAUUCAUUUGCCUAAACUUUCUGGAUUUGCAAAGCCCUGCGGCCGCAGUACGAUAAAACCCUUGUACAAAGCACUAACCCUUUCCUUUAGGAUCAAAUUCUUUAUCAUCUAACAUAGAAAUUAGAUUUCUUUUUAUGGAAAUUUUGGUAGAUACCAUCCAGAAAAUUGUUGUAUAGCUUCUAGGUUGAGAGAAAAUAGAAAUCAGGUCAAUGUAUUAUUUGUAACUGUAAUAUAUAAGUGAAGAGAACUAGCUAAGAUCUAAUUAAAAUUGCAAUGCAAGUUUGAUUUUUUUUGUGUGAAA
This is a messenger RNA of Lathyrus oleraceus (garden pea), 6049 nucleotides long. Its product is annotated as formin-like protein 20. The coding region runs from base 573 to 5240 and encodes 1555 amino acids. The record is from RefSeq and is a predicted model, not a curated record. NCBI's taxonomy places the organism in Eukaryota, Viridiplantae, Streptophyta, Magnoliopsida, Fabales, Fabaceae. The transcript has 17 exons.